Molecule: messenger RNA, 1483 nt
Organism: Metopolophium dirhodum (rose-grain aphid)
Lineage: Eukaryota; Metazoa; Arthropoda; Insecta; Hemiptera; Aphididae
Exons: 4
Coding region: 128-463 (111 amino acids)
Source: RefSeq, a predicted model, not a curated record
GUUUAAUAUAUUUUAUGACUUAUGUCAAAAAUAAAAUUGAAAUCGACGAUAUUGUGAUUUGUGGACUUGUGGUUGAAUUUGAGUGUUGUUUAAAUUUCUAAACAUACAAUUACCAAUACAUUUAAAAAUGAACUCCUAUUCCUGCGAUUUAUGUGGAAAAUUUAAAGGAUUAUUAAACAAUACCAAUUGGGCACGCCACACUGAAGCUUGCAAAAACAAAAAAAGAAAGUUAAAGCAUAUGCAAGAUAUUUCAAGUUUUUUUUCUACAAACAGAGAAAAUAAUCGAAGUGAUAAUAAAGAACCUCUACCAGCUGUAAAAGAGAUAGAAAAUAUUGAUGCUUGUGUUCAAUCACUUCAAACUGAUAUUUUAGAACCUCGUCCAGCUAUAGAAGAGAUAGAAAAUAUUGAUGCUUGUGUUCAAUCACUUCAAACAGAUAUUUUACGUUGCUGUCCCAUUCAUUAAAAUAGUUCGCGCCGCCACUGAUGUGAUUUCAGAUUUGAUGACUAGAUAUUGUUGAAGAAAAUCGAAGCAGUUUUACUGCUUACUCAAACGGUGAUAACAGACUCAAAAAUAAAAAAUAAAAAAACACAUAUCAUUGUAAAAUCAAUGCAUUAAUCGCUUCGCUCAGAAUCUAAAAUAAAAUUUUGGCCAAGUAGAUAUUAUUACCUAGUACAUAUAACUUAUAAAUAUUUUAAUUUUUAGAAAAAUGUUGGUCUUAACGACUUAAAACUGUGUAAUAAUUUGAAAAUCUAAACAUUUUUUUUUUAUUUUAAAUCAUUUACUUACACAAAAUAAAACGGUUACUAUAGUUUACUAUAACAUGAAAUACCUAGGUACAUAUUCAUCGCUCCGCUCAGAAUUUAAAAAAAAUAAAAAGUAUUGUACAAUGUUAACGCACAAUAAUCUUACACGUGUAUAUUCUUCAUGAAAAGGUAUUUUGUAUAGGUAUUCGAGAUUCGUGUUAAUAUCCUAGUAUUUUAUAAUAGGUAUUAAACUAUAGUAACUAUAAAUAAUACCUAUACAAUAAUUGGUAUACCUACCUAAUGUCUAAUAUAAUAUAUUAGGUAUAUUUUAACGCAAAGGUGUAGCUUCGGGUAUAGCACUAUAGCCGUACAGCUAGCCGAAAUUGUAAGGAAUAUUUUUAUACAAUUUAAGUUUAAUACUACAAACAUUAUCCAGGAAUAGGAUUAUUUAUAUGAUCCAUUAUCGAUCUAUAUUCUAUCUAGUACUAUAGAUAAGAUUCAUCAUGGUUCACGUAUGGUCGUAUGGACUAUGGACACUUACAUUUUUUAAAUUAGCUAUUAUUUUAUAGUAUUUAUGACGACAAAUUAUUUAAAAUGCACCAUCAAAUAUUAUAUUAUAUAUAUUUUUUUUAAUAUUACUAUUGAAUAAUUUGUAUAUUGUAUGAAUAUUGUAUAUGUAUUCGCCAAAAUUACUAUCUACUGAAAUAAAUAAAUUUGAAAUACAUGUAAGUAAAAACAC